Pantherophis guttatus is the source of this 5774-nucleotide messenger RNA. RefSeq names its product SHH signaling and ciliogenesis regulator SDCCAG8 (gene SDCCAG8). NCBI's taxonomy places the organism in Eukaryota, Metazoa, Chordata, Lepidosauria, Squamata, Colubridae. The record is from RefSeq and is a predicted model, not a curated record. Gene Ontology annotation, biological process: centrosome cycle; establishment of cell polarity; tube formation. Gene Ontology annotation, cellular component: centriole; centrosome.
CUGCGGGCAUAAAAGCGGUCUUCGAAGCGGGACUCGGGGAAGCGCCGUUCCUCGGUUGUCCUAGCAACGAACCGCUUCGCAAGAUUCAUCGGAACCUCCUCCGCCCCCGCCCCCCACCCCACCGCGCUCUCCCUGGGGCUUGUAGUUGCUUCUUAGUCACCGGGGCUGUUGCGUGCGCUGCGAAAGGACGCCGUUGGAACUACAGAGACCGACAGCCCACGAAGAAAGCCUAGCCGGGAAGGGGGGGGGAAGGGGAGGUUAUACUUCCCACGCGUCCCAAUGGAGGGAGUCUCAGAAGCGGUCGGUAUAGCCGGAAGAGUUGCGGCGUGCAGCCCGGGCCCCGGUUGGAGCGGGUCUCCGGAUUCACUGGAUCCCGUGAGGGAAGCCACGGGAGAAUCGGACUUGGCGCAGUCCCUGGAGCGGUAUCACCGAGGCUUACGCGAUCGUGCUAGUAAAAGCCUUGAUCAAUUGAAAUAUGUCUUCCAUGAAAAAGAUCUGGCCAUAGGCGAAAGUGCAGCUACGUUGGAUCGGUUAUUUCCUAAUUCGGGCCAAGAAGUGACUGAAGAUAACGCUUGGCAGGAGCUACAGUACAGCCAUGCAGUUAAUCAGCUUAAAGCAUUAUUACGUCAACAAGAAGAAAAGGGGAGUGAAAUAUCACCUUCAAAGAAGAGAGGAAUGUCACCCACAAGAACAUCCAAAGCUACUGAUCACAGUUUGCCUGCCCUUUCUGAACUUGUUCCCAUCAUUAAUGAUCAGUCUCAAUAUAUUAAUCAUUUAGAAGCUGAAGUCAAGUUUUGCAAGGAAGAAAUAUCUGAAUUGAAAGCACGUAUACAAGUUGUUGUAGUUGAAAAUGAGAAGCUACAAAAUGAUCUGAAAAUGGAAACAGAGCGGAUCUUGAGAGAGCAAACUGUCAUCAAUGCCUCAACCCUUCUCUCAAAAUCUGGUGGUAUAAAUGGUGAUCAUUCUCAUAUUUGUGGAGCUCCUAAAGCAUCUUAUCAUGUCAUUGAGCAAGCCAAGGCACCUCCACUGGAAUUGGAAAAGUGGCAACAGGAAUUGGAGAAACUAAAAUAUCUUCAUGAAGAAAAGACUGAAGUGUUUGAAGCUCAGAUACAGUCUUUACGAAAAGCGUUAUCAGAGUCACAAAAAAACUGUGAAGAGCUGAGCGGAAGAUUAAAACAUCAGCAUUUGAUCAAUGCAGCGAAUAAUUCUAAUAGGCCUGGUGGUCUCUGCUUAAAUUGUGCACAGCAUGAAGCGGUUCUUUCUCAGACUCAUUCAAAUGUCCAUAUGCAAACCAUUGAAAGACUAACCAAAGAGAGAGAUGAGUUAAUGGCAGCACUUUCUACAAUAAGAAUAAAUUUAAAUGAAAUGCAACAGAGGGAGUGCAGCGCUUAUGAACAAGUGAAACAAGCAGUACACAUGAGUGAAGAAGCUAAUUUGGAAAAAACAAAGGCUUUAAUUCAAUGUGAACAGCUUAAAAAUGAAAUGGAGAGACAGAAAGAUCGCCUUGAAAAAGAAUUAGUGCUUCAGCUAGAUAAGAGAGCUGGAGAGCGAGAAGCAGUUCGUGAAGAAAUGAAGAAAGAAAAAGAAAACCUGUCAUCACUGGUAAUGUCUUUAUCUCAGAAUGUUGCUGGUUUGGAGUCUCAGAUUGACAGGAUUACAAGGGAAAAGGUCUCCCUAACCCAUCAGCUGGAAGAAGCUCAGAACCACCAUGCUUCUCGUGAAAUGGAGAUCAAUAAGGUGUGUGGAGAAAUACGUUACGAAUUGAAUCAGACCAAAAUGAAGAAGGAUGAAGCCGAAAAGGAGCACAGGGAGUAUAGGACAAAAACAAUAAGGGAACUUGAAAUUAAAGAUCAGCAAAUUGAGAAAUUACAAGUAUUGCUUCAUGAAAACAAACAGCGCUUAGAACAAGCACAGCAGGAUACUGCAAAAGCUAAGGAGGAAUGUCUGAAACUAACAGAAUUGCUGGGCAAAGCUGAGCAACAACUGCAUUUUCUCAGAUUAGAAAAAGACAACAUUCAGCAUAGCUUUAGCAAUGAGGCAAAGACUCGAGUCCUUCAGGCUCAGCAGAGAGAGCAGGAUCUGACACAGAAGAUGCGGCAAAUGGAGGCCCAGCAUGAUAAAACUGUAAAUGAACUGGAAUCGUUACUGAGUUCCCAGAAUGCUCUUCUAUCAAAAUUAAAAGAAGAAUGUUGUCAAUUAGCAAAGAAGCUUGAACAUGUCACUGAAAGAAAUAGGUCGGAAAUCAGCCAGCUUAGUCAGGAAAAUGAGUACAUCCAUGACAGACUGGAAAAGGUGCAGAAAAGGCAUGAUGAAUUGGAGGAUCAGUGUAUCCAGCAUGGAAGGAUGCAUGAGAAAAUGAAGCUAAGAUUACAUCAACUUGACAAGCAUUGCCAGUCUUCUGCCCAGCAGCUUGUGGAGUUACUCAACAAACAGAAUGAAUUAUACAAGGAACGGCAGAUGCUUACAGAAGAGGUGGAUUUUCUGCGGACUCAGUUAUCCUCUGCCCCACAGCCAUAGUUGAAAACGCUUCAGAGAAGACAUCAGAGAAGGAAAAUGCCAAUCACCUUUUUUCAACAUAAAGACCUGAUGUGCUUAGAUCGUUAAACAUGUCAAUGUUUUCCCUUGCUGGGAAAGUCAUCACAUCUGUGUUGGACUGUCAAAUAUUUAGAUCCAAUAUCUUUAGAUACUCAAUAACUUGUUUGUGCUCUCUCAAGGAGACAGUUCUGGUUGGAUUUCUGAGGAAUUAUUUAUACUUUUAGAUGAUUGACACUUGUGCAGUUUUCUUUGGAUGGAACUUGAAACAUGUAGAGAAAUUAUACUAGAUCAAAACCAGCUUUAAAUGCAGUAUUAUCCCCCCCCUCCAGCGCUCAUUUUUACAUCAUUUUUUAACCUGUCAAGAGAGGUAUACACAUCACCUCUGAAUUAAGAUAUAGUAUUAUUGCCCCAUGGGUGAGGAACAGUUCCCUCAAUAAGGUUGAAAUCUGUUCUGUCUUUGCAAGAUAAUGAAAACUUUCUUUUCCUACAGCUCUGGAGCUUAGUAUUGUUGUACAAUCUGCAGUAUUUAUCAGAUUGUUUUUAUCUCUGAAAGAUUAUAAAUGCAUCUCCCCGAUUGGACUAGUUGUUUGCACUAAACUUGGUGCCCGAAGACUUCAAUAAACAAUCUUAGAUAUUAGUUUAAAACAGCAGGUCAGAUAAAUAUAAAUGACGUUCUCAAUGGUUUUAUAAAUAAUUUGAUGAUCAUUGAUUUUUCAUGUCUUCAUAUAAAUGGGUAUAAUAAUAUAAUAUAUAAUCCCUAGACAAAACUUUUUAUUUGAGGUUGGUAUUUCUACAUACAUCAUAUUCUCCUUAGAACUCAAUAUGAUGGUAGCAAACCUUUAUGUUUAAUAAAUGUCAGUCUAGGCAAAUAUAUAUUAAGAUUGGGCUGAAUUGAAAAAACAAAAAGGAUAUGGCAGUGGAAGCGGCUGAUUUUCCGUUCUAUGAAUAGUUUUAAAGUAUGGAUUUGUCCUAGUACCACAAAGCCAGCAUCUGUGCUGUAAGUGUUCUACAGCAGAUACAGGGUAUGAAAGAGCUGUGCUGUCCUGGGACACCAGCACUGUUCUUGAUUUGACUUCGUUGUGCUGCAUGUUGGAGAAGCACAUGGAACUGCCAGCAUCUCUGACCAGAUUCCUGCAUGUCCCAUCUUUUGGAGCAAUUUUCACAGAAAGAAUAUUUUACCUGUCCAACAUUAGUACUCUGGUCCCCCACCAUCUCCCCAGCAAGUGGAAUAUGUUCCUCAGCCUGGCUUCAUAAUUGGUGGAGAAGGAAGAAGGGAGGUUGUUAAUAUUCUCAGAUUCUGGAAAGGGGAGGGGUUGAUUAAAAAUAGUGCAAAUUCAGACCAUCUGCACAUUCUUCUAUUAUCUGGGAGAAAGGGAGCCGUCUGUUGUUCAUCAAAUAGUUAUUACAGUAUGAAGAGAAUGAAGACAACUUCAGCCUAGCAAGCCCAGAGAUAAAUUGGGUCCUAAGAUUUAGUAAUUUACUUCCUUAUUUAAUAACCUUUGUGAGAUUCUUUUAUUUGACUGUCAGUAAUGUAUCAGAGCAGAUAUGAGAACCAAUUCAAUUGCCUCUGGGUUCUCUCUGGAGAACUUUAGCUGCCAUAAAGGAGGAAACCUGGUUAAUUUUACCCUCUCCUUCCCACUGUUUUGUUCCACCGCAUGAAGCAAACUGAUAUUCAGGUUGUCCAGUAAGGGAAGCAUCCUCAUUUUAGGUCAACUGGUUAUUCUUAACAGUUUAAAAAACAAGAAGUAUCUAGAGAAUCAGGUUUCCAAGCUCUCACAAAACAAGCUACAGCUGUAGAGGCCAAAGACCAGAAAUGGAUGAUGCCACAGAACCAACCAAUUGGAGCCAAAUAAGUCACACCCUUCCCCCACCCACCUGCAAAGACCACAUUACCUCCACCUUCCUCCUCUGUGCAAGGUAGAAUGUCUAAAUUGAAUGCUGUGUAAAAUAUCCUUUUCUGCUGGUUCACAUUGUUCCAGGUAGUGGUAACAAGAUGGAGACUCUUUUGUGAGGGCAUGUCAACAAAUGGUGAAUCAGGACAAGGAAGCUGUGAAGCUGAGCCUUUUAGCAUUUCCGCUGGAGAAGCAAUGAGAUAUUUUUUUAAGUUGGAGAAAAAAGCAGAGUGUGGCAGAGCAGAAAACUGUUUUUUUGUGAGAAGCUAAGAGGAAUGUUCUUUUAUCCUGCAGCUUAAAGACAGUGAUGAUAUAGAAAUAUUACAGCAAGGCUGUAGUUGGUCUGUUUUUAUAAGAAGACGCACAUGUAUUUUGAAGCUGAAAAUAAAUGUCUCAUUCUUUAUUUUUUAAAAAAAUUAAAACACUGUAUUUGCAAAUCGAAGUAUUAGAAUCUGAAGUUGUAUUUAUAGUCAGUGCACCUGGAUUCCAUAUAGCCCCAUGUACAUUCUUCCAAUUAAAAACUGAAUGGAUGUAGCCCUAUGCUUUGCUUCUAAAACUUUUCUAUUCCAGCAAGCGGGGCUGGCGUAGCUCUUUUAAUUGUUUUUAAUUCGUUUUUUUAAAAAGGGGUUUUUUUUAAUCAAUAUGGGCCAAAUUUGUUUAAUAUACUUUUAAAUUGUUUUAAAUUUUAUAUUUUUAUGUUCUUAUUUUUGGCUGUACACCGCCCUGAGUCCUUUGGGAGAAGGGCGGUAUAUAAAUUUAAAUAAUAAAAAAAAUAUAAAAAAAUAUGUCCAUCUGCCAAGGAAGCAUACAUUUAAAAAACAGAGCUAAUAUGGAGGCUGAUGGGGAGUAUCCUGAGCAUCUAGAAUGUCUUGACUGAUGCCCAUGAUGGUUAUAGUUUUCAAGGUAAGAAUUUAAUUUAAAAAUGUGAGCUCAAAUUAAAUCCAUGUUGGACUCCUCUUCCAAGCAAAAAUUCUAAUUUUAUUAUAAAUCUACCUAUAAUCAAAAGUCGACUUGGGAUGGAGAAUGUGCACAAACAGGAGGGUUGACUAGCAAGAGGAAAAAUGUGUGAGCUUGUAGUGGGGAAAGGAAGGGUAAGUCUAAUAACCAAUCUUUGAGCAAAGUCUUAAAUUGUUGAACAGACUUCUGAAUAAAUAUUGCUAGAGCUAUAUCUGUGAAAUGUGACAUUUGGUUGCAAAAUAGAGAGAUCGCAGGACUGCACAGUAUUGUUUCAAUGCAGAAUCUGUACCAAAUAAUAAAAUGAAAGUUCUUGGAAAUCAAAUAAUUGACUAUUUGAUAAAUGGUGACUCAUAGCAAGGUUUUAAGUUAUGAUUAAAAAUUAUAAAUACU